UUUGAAAUUUACUCACUCAAUCCAGAGGUGGCCGGCGGCGAGCCCUGAUCGGAGUAAUAUACAAUAGCGGUGGCAAGGCUACAACAAUCGAAAAAUCUCUCUUUACUGUUAAUUGUUUGAAUCGAGACUCAAAAUAAGACAAACAAAAUACCAUUAUGGACAGCAGCACUGCUCGCAGAAGAUUGGAUUGUAUUUCUCAUCACCUUUUACUGCCAUAUCAACCCAAUCAUUUUCUUCAACCAGGUUUAGUCAGUAAUGGGCAAUUGGAAAGUGAAGUGUUUGAGCCUGUGAUCAUUGGUGGUAUGGUUUUGGACAUUCAUGCCACUCCUUCAACUCCUGCAAGUCCAAGGACCACUACUCCUGGAAUGAUCAACUAUGUAUUGGGUGGUGUAGCAAGAAAUGUUGCAGAGUGCAUGUCAAAGCUUGCAACAAAACCUUUUAUGAUUAGUGUCUUGGGUCUUGACAUGGCAGGAAAUAUGUUGCUGGAUCACUGGAAAUCUGCUGAGCUAUCAACCAAAGGAAUUCUGAGGCAGGAUGUUAUCAAGACUGCUGUUGUAAGCAACAUAUUUGAUGUUACUGGAGAGGUGGCGGCUGGUGUUGCAAGCGUGGAAGCUAUUGAAAAGUAUCUUACACCAGAUUGGAUCCAGAAAUUCAAGCACAACAUACAAUCUGCUCCUGUUCUGAUGGUUGAUGCAAAUCUGAAUCUUUCAGCUCUAGAAUUUUCUUGCCAAAUAGCUGCAUCAUCAAAUACUCCAGUGUGGUUUGAGCCUGUAUCAGUUGCUAAAUCUCGAAGAAUUGUGUCGGUUGCCAAGUAUGUAACUUUUGUUUCGCCAAAUGAAUAUGAACUUAUUUCCAUGGCUAACGCUUUAACUGGUGGAAGCGAGUUUUCUUUCUCUCCAUUUGAAAGUGACAACAUAGAAUCUUUGCUCCAAAGGCUAAAACCCGCGAUACGAGUACUGCUGAAAAAUGGUAUCAAAUUUGUUGUUGUCACACUUGGCUCGAAAGGAAUGUUGUUAUGCUCUAAUGGAGAGCCAAGAUUUACAAGCGUUGAUCAUGAAGGGUACAAACAAGAUGUUACUAGAAGAAAGUUAUAUAAGACCGUCGCUUCAGCCUGUCCUCGUAAACUUUUCUCUGACUGUGCAAAAUCAGAGACUCUUCUAUUUGCUAUCCAUCUUCCGGCUCUUCCUGCAUCAGUUGUGAGGCUUACCGGGGCUGGUGAUUGCUUGGUUGGUGGGACUCUUUCUUCUAUUUGUGCUGGUUUGGAUGUGAUACAAAGCUUGGCAGUCGGCAUUGCAGCUUCAAAAGCAGCUGUUGAAGCUGAGGCUAACGUCCCCAAUGUUCUUGAUUUGGCCUCAAUUGCAGAGGAUGCAAGGUUGGUUUACUCUGCAGCCAAAGUUGUGUGCAUGGAAACAAUGGUCUGAAAUCAAUUUUUUUUUCAUGAAUUGAAUGAGAUCGAAACAUUCAGCUGUCGACGGACAAACUAUCAUUCCCCUUUACUUGAAAGAAAAUGCAGUGUACGUUUUCAUAAUUAUACUCAAGUUAAUUCAUGAAAAAUGCAUUAUAUUUGUUACUGUGAUUCAGUUUUGAGCAAUCUCAUUUAUCAAUGAGUCAUAUCAUAAAUAUCUCAAUGUUAAUAUGCUUGAACUGAAUAAGAAUUGGAGAAAUUUUUGUCAAUUUUUCAGGUUUGUUUGGAAGGAAAUAAAACUUUUUUCAUAUAAUAAAGUGCAUUAGUAAUUAAAUGUUAAUAAACAUAUGGAUUGCUAUAUUUAUUGGCAGUUGAUUUUUUUUAAA
Messenger RNA from Cannabis sativa, 1791 nucleotides. RefSeq names its product pseudouridine kinase. The transcript is spliced from 9 exons. The record is from RefSeq and is a predicted model, not a curated record. Bases 156 to 1421 code for a protein of 421 amino acids. Lineage: Eukaryota; Viridiplantae; Streptophyta; Magnoliopsida; Rosales; Cannabaceae.